CAUCUGUCAAUGGUUAAGAAUAAAGAAGCAAGGCUUUUACGUGCAGGUGUCAGAAAAUUAACAUCUAACAAUGAACAAUAUUUCUUUGUUGUCAGUGCUUCAUCUACCAUGAUCAUCUAUGUAGUCAAGGAACUUAGAUGUUGUAAAGAUGGAGGGUGUUGAUGAGGAAAGAAGUUUACUGAGUUUAGUGAAAGAGAGUGUCUCUACCUAUCAUGAUAAAGUCGCUGUUACCUACGAUGAUGGGAAAAUAAAGUCAAGUUUAACUUAUGGUGAAGUAUGGAGUAGAGUGGAACAGAUAUCAAGUAUAAUAAGAAGUCAUGUGACCAGUCAGAGAGUGAUAGGAGUUUGUAUUGAACCAACGAUAAACCUUCCCUCAAUUUUACUCAGUGUAUUACAAACAUCUUGUAGUUUUUAUCCGUUCGUGUACGAUGGCAGGAAUUCUGUUGCUCAUGUUUUAAACCAAUUACAAGUUAAUUUUUUACUUGUUCAGUCAGAACAACUACAGAAACUAGAUGACUUGAUGACAGAAAAUAAAGCAGAGAUAAUUCCUUCAGCAGAACUAUAUCAGUACAACCUUGUACUUAUUGCCUUAUAUAGGCAUCAUGUGACCAGUAUUGUAGACCAAUCAGAUUUAGCAUAUUGUAUAACUACAUCAGGGACAACCAGUCUACCUAAAAUAGUUUGUGUACCACAUCGAUGCAUUCUACCCAAUAUCCUUGCACUCAGGUAUAAAUUUGAGAUAUCAGAAAAAGAUACAGUGUUGCUGACUUCUCCCUUGACCUUUGACCCCUCUAUAGUUGACCUGUUCAUGACCUUGACCUCGGGAGCAUGUUUGUUGAUUGUACCAGAUAAAAUUAAAAGAAUGCCGUCCAUGUUGCUGGAUAUAUUGUGUUGUAGAAAUCAUAUCACAGUCCUCCAGGCCACACCAUCUUUACUAUACCAAUUCAACCCAACAGUCUUACGAUCUGGACUACUAGGAAGGGAGACAACUCUACGUAUUCUAGCAUUAGGUGGUGAAGAGUUCCCUCCCCUAUCUAUGAUAAACCAAUGGUUAGGAGAAGAUUGUAAGGUGAAGUUAUAUAAUUUAUAUGGUAUCACUGAAGUUUCCUGCUGGUCUAACUGUUAUCAUAUAACACAGCAACAGAUCAGAGAUAACAUUGAUUCUGUUCCCAUUGGAGAGCCAUUACCUGGAACAAAGGUCAAGGUUACUGAUAACUAUGGUAACAUACUCUCACAAGGGGAAGGUUAUUUACAUAUAGGAAGUAAAGAACGUGUUUGUUAUGUUGAUGAUGAAAUAAAACAUGAUGGAGGAAAAGAUGACAGAGUUGUGUGGAGAGAUACGGGAGAUAUUGUAGAAUUACUACCAGACGGACAAAUAAUAUACAAACAUCGAACAGAUACACAGAUAAAACGACACGGAAAACGUCUCAAUCUACUCACAACACAAAAGGCAGCUGUUGAAGUGAGUGACGUCAAACAGAGCUGUGUUAUUUAUUAUAAUGAUAGAAUCUAUUUAUAUAUAACAUCUACUAGUGAUGACAUGAUGUCAGUAGAGACGACAGUGACACGUCAUCUAUUGUCACAUCUGCCAUCACAUCAUCAACCUGAUACAAUAACAUGUUUACAAUCACUGCCCAUCACUAAACAUGGUUAG
Patella vulgata (common limpet) is the source of this 1654-nucleotide messenger RNA. RefSeq names its product beta-alanine-activating enzyme. The transcript is spliced from 10 exons. Bases 149 to 1654 code for a protein of 501 amino acids. Gene Ontology annotation, biological process: amino acid activation for nonribosomal peptide biosynthetic process. The record is from RefSeq and is a predicted model, not a curated record. NCBI's taxonomy places the organism in Eukaryota, Metazoa, Mollusca, Gastropoda, Patellidae.